CGACUUUUGUAGCAGUUUGGUCGUGUAGUAUUUUCACUGUCACCGGCAUGUCAGGUACUUCACAAUCUUACCGAACAAGUUCAACGGUGACUCAUCGCUAUAUUAAGUUGGAAAAUCACAGUUCAAUUUUACCAAGGAGAAGUGAAAGAUUGAACCAGUCCCUAUGAUCAACGCGUUUUGUUUGACAGAGACGACACUGGUUAUGGUUACUUCACUUGCCUGGAUUCCUUAUAACUCGUCCGUCCAUAUCAAGAUUCAUUGACUGGACGGUCUCAAGGUUAACACUCGCCAUCGAAAACAAGAUGGGUCGUCACCAUGAUCUUUCUGGUGACAUUGACAACGACGAUGACGUGAGAUCGGGAGAUGGUCAACCUAGCGAUGGCGGCGAACUUAAUGACCGAGAAAUAAUGAUCAUAUUAUUCACAAUACUCGGUGUUGUCUUAGUGUUGGCUGUUGUCGUCUUCGUUCUGAAGUAUGUAUGCCGAAGAUGGUUCGGCAGGACCUGUAGGAUAAUCUGGGAGAGGGAUAACCAGUCCUCCACGGCCGUGGGCAGUGACAUUGAGGGUGUCAUAAUAUGUGAUUCCCAGCCCAGAGGUGGCAAAAUGUCGGAAGGUACGGACUUUGCCUUGUUUGGCUCCAACGGGUGCUUCACUCCCACGCCAGAUGAUCCUAUUUAUACAAUUCCAUUCUCCGGACAGCCAAGUACUUUUAACAACUGGGAGUUCGGUGAAAGGAUCCAUCCCACAGCCGGAAAUACAUUCCCUGGCCAGAACCACUACACCUACGACGGACAGCUCAGAUUACCACCAAGUUCGUCGUCCGUGUCGAUUAAGCGGGCGGGUUCCGCAGAAGUUUUCCAGGAAGAUCAUCGGCUCGAGGAGCUCCACAGAGCCGGGAUGACGCAAAGCGAGACCAUCAUGGUAGGCGGCAAACUAGUAGUGUUCAUCUCCCGUGAGGUCAGUCAUCUUGGUGACACCCUUGUGCUGACAGACAUGGGCAUUUCCCUGACAAUCCCACCCUAUGCGAUCGAGGCCGGCUGUACCGAGCUCAUCUCCCUCAUCCUUGACUGGGAUCUUGGAGACUUUCCCGGCAUGGCGGACGAGGAGACCAUCAUCAGCCCCGUUGUGCACUGCGGACCUCAUGGACUGAAACUGAACAAACCCGCUGUGUUGAGUUACAAACACUGCGCGUAUGACCGCGGGGACGUGGCCUUGGUGGCCAGCGAGACACACCUGAUGCAGACCAAGGAUUGGCGGCAGGUCUGCGAGAGAGACGACAGCAACAAACCGUACAAUCUCUUGCCGAACGAAGUACAGAUUCAGGUGUCUCACUUCACACUCUACACCUGCCUGGCCGAAGGAAAAACUGCUACCAAGAAGUGGAUGCAGCUGGCCGUGUUCGGCGGAAGAAUGCGAGCCAAACGUCGGUACGAGAUCCGAGUCUACUUUCUGAACAACACACCGUGCGCUUUGCAGUUUGCCAUCCAGAACGAAGCCAAGAAUCACUUCCGGCAGUUGUGUCCCCGCAAGGAGUUCCUGUUUCACGGUGACGGAGAGGACAUCGUAGCCAUGAUUCAACACGUCAACGAGGGAUGGUCGCACCGACUUGACGAUCGGCAGGAACUGGUGCCGUACUUGAGCUUGUGGCACGGAAAAUGCCCCAAUGUCUCCUUCAUCUUCAAACAUGAGAACGAGCACGUGCGAGACAUCGACAUCAGACUUGCAGUCUACCAGCGAGGCAGGGAGGAUAACGAAUCAGAGAAGACAACAUUGAAAGUGCUCGCGUCCAUGAAGUCGGUAUCAGCAAGACAAAAUAUUGAUAAGAGCACCGGGAACACUCAGGCGGUAAUUCACGUGUUCCCGCCAAGUAGGCACGGAAAGAGGAGACGGUUCCAGAGUGAAAGCAGCUCGAGUAGCCGAUCAGACAGCUUCCGUUCAACGUCUACAGAAUCUAGUACCACUUCUGUAUCCUCCAACAUGUCCUCGUGUUCAUCACAUCCCACUUCUGACACCAGUGAAAACGUAGACGUAACUUGUAAACCCGAGGACCAAGGCAAGCAACAAAGUUGCAUCCAGAAUAUGCAGAUACACAUCCACCCCUCAUCUGCAGGUCCUCUUUGUGUCUCCACCCAGCGAACAAUUCCCCACGAACUCUGCAUGGAGCUGGUCUUACUCCUGGACCCCCUAGCCCCCCUAGGCAACGACUGGCGCGUGCUGGCAUCCGCCUUGGAGAUGGACUCUCUAAUUCCUCUUCUGAAGAACACGCCGACGUAUAACCCCACCGAGACCCUCCUGGAAGAAGCUGAACGCCAGGCUAAGAGUCUAGAGUGGAUGGCUUCGGUUAUGAUGAAAGCGAAGAGACUCGAUGCGGCAAAUGUCAUCAUGAAGUAUGCAAAUAAACCGGACAGCACUUGCAUACAAAACGAAUCCUAAAACUUUGGAUGCCACACGUCAAACUUCUUAAACUUAACAUGCAUUGUAAAAAAAUGUCUAUGCUGGCAGUGUGGAAAUUACGCCACAAAGGGCAAGGGUUGUGCUUUGAAAUAUAGAUGAUCCAUGCUUACAGACUCAUAAAUUGUGUAAAGUAAUUAAUUAUCAGGAGGAAUUGUGCAUUUAUAAUUUGAAUCUAAAAACUGUAUAUCGGCCACGCCUGUGUGUAUUAAAAAAAAUAUGUAAAUAUUAGGGCCUACAGGCGUCGCACAUUUCAAAUGAAAAAAAUUGGCGUGCCAGCUAGAUCUUGUCAGAUGUGGACAAUAUAAGGCUGUCGGAUUUUGGAACCUGAAAUGUUUGCGAAGCUUGUGUUUCCGUAAAUGCGGAGCUUUCAUCCGUAAAUACGGAGCUUUCAAUUCGAAAAAUAUCUCUUUGUACAAUUUUUGUUUUAUUGUACUGUUUUGUACACUGUUUACGUUCUGUAUAGGAUGUCAGU
This is a messenger RNA of Patiria miniata (bat star), 2925 nucleotides long. RefSeq names its product netrin receptor UNC5D-like. The coding region runs from base 303 to 2432 and encodes 709 amino acids. Gene Ontology annotation, biological process: netrin-activated signaling pathway. The transcript has a single exon. Lineage: Eukaryota; Metazoa; Echinodermata; Asteroidea; Valvatida; Asterinidae. Gene Ontology annotation, cellular component: membrane. Gene Ontology annotation, molecular function: netrin receptor activity. The record is from RefSeq and is a predicted model, not a curated record.